GUUGGAGCCCGGAAGGGUUGGAAGCGAUCAUGAACGCGACGAUGGUCAAACCGUGACUAGGAGGGGAAACCUCCCCUCUUGAGCAUCUCAGUGAGAUGAUUCUGCGUCUAACACGCUCCGUCGGGUCAAAAGGAAAGAAGACAACAGGCUGUUUUCCCGUCUAAACUGCAGCUGCGUGACAAGCCUACAUGGUGUGUGUUUCCUGCCCAGAGUUCGGAUGUGUGGUCGUCCAGGGAUGGAGAGCUAUGAGGAGUUCUUUCUGCGGAGUUUGGCCAUACUGCAGGAGGGGAAACUCAAGAAGAAGACACGUGAGCCGCCUUGUUCCCUGAAAGUUCGGUCUGUCAUCCGCUUUCACGGAAGAUCUAUACUUUCGCCUCUGCUGAAUGCAGAGCAGCACUCUGAGAUGUUUGGCUACAGACAGAGGGCGAUCCAGCUGGAGCAGAACAGAGAGUACCUGCAGAGAAACAAGCCUUUGGCCCCAAGUCAGGACAUAGUGGAUCAAGCUCAGGUGUAUAAAGUGCCAUGUGAGAAAAAUAUCCACCAACUAGUUUGUAAAUCUGCUACUCUCAGCGGCUACACUUUAGUCACAGACUCACCUGGACUGCCCAAAGUUGCUGGAUUUAGGUCAGAGGUAGUAGAGCCACCUUCUACUCCAAGCUCUGAGAUUCCCAUAAUCAAUGGUUAUAAAGAGGAGGAGGCUUUAAAAGUGGAGAAUCAAGAGAGGAGUGAAGAGGAAGAGGAGGAAGAUGAGGACAUAAGCUUAGACAGCCUUCUUAAGAGAUCAAGGGAGUAUGUGCAGCGGGAGCAGAGAUCAGCAGAGAUGGGUGACCCGAUCAGCAAGACUUCCCCAGCAGAGAUUAUUUCUCUCAAACAUCAGCAGAGGUGUAGCCCCAUCAGGGACACAAGUGUUGAGUUUGGAUUCAGUCUACAUCAUAGCCUAGUUGGCCCAUCUCCAAUUCAGCACCAGUCUAUAUUUGACCUGAGCCCACAAAAGCCCGUUCCUCUCUCACCUAUCAAACCAGAGCAAUAUGCUCGUCUCCCUAGUCUGGAGUCCAGCAUCAGUCCCCAUCCUUGUAGACGUAAACCACGGCCAGUUUCUACAGGGAACAUCCACGUCUCGUUUCCCAUUGGCCCUGCAGACCUUAUCCCUCGAAGCCCGGGGAGGUUAGAGGACGAGGCUGGUCGGGUGGAUUGGUCAGAGGCUCUGUCAGCUGGUUCCCUCUGUAGCUGGGGCUUAGAGGGGGGGGGAUGGCAACCAUCCAGUCACUGCGGUACCAGUCCAUUACAGGAGAACAAGAACCCUGUGAGUGCCUCUGUACCCAUGACACACCACGAUCAGCUGUCUUUAGGAUUCCGCCGGCGCUGCCACACGCUGGACAGCCAGCUAAAUACCUUCCAGUCUAGAGCUGAGCAUGUUGACCAAAGUCAGGAAAGGGUCCCUCGCUUCAUGGCAGGCGUUACGUGGCUUGCUCCAAGUAGGCGCACUCCUGCAGCCCUUUCAAGCCAGUCAUACAAGAUAGAAAGCUCUUCUCCAUGUCUGCUGAGGCCUGGUGGGAGUCCCGAUGACCACCAGGGGCCAAACAAUAGCAAGAAAACACCAGCUGUCCUAAAAAAUACACCUGAUUUACAGUUCCAGUCAGAGGAGACCCAGUGGCGAGCACAGGCUCUGGAAGACAUGCAAAGGCGUUUAGAGGAGGAACAUGCCCUGCAGAUGUCCAUGCUUCUAGCAGAGCAGGAAAAGGAGCAACAGCGCCUCCAUCUGACGCUUGAGAAGACAGAGAGAAGACUGAAGGAGCACGAGUGUGAGCGGCCGACAAGUGGCGGCACAUUUGAUUGGAGCUAUCGGUCUGUGAGUGGCAGCUGCCCCAUUAUGAGCCCGUCCUGUCCAGGACUGAGCCCCAUUCACACACCAUCAGAGCGCACGUCUGGACACGCUAUAGGUUUUCCCAGCCAGGUUUCUUCUAAUGUGACGACUCACUCCGCCCAGCCUGCUGUUUACCUGCGGUGCUCUUCACGGGCAGCAAGCAGCUCCAGAGCGAGGCUAAGUUUGGUUCUAACAGCAGAGCAUCAGAAAGCUUUCUGUCAAAUUGGCGCCAUGAUUCGUGGCUUCCUCAUCCGUAGACUUCUCAAAACAGAGAAGGUGAAACAUCUGCGCCAAACUGUUGUGGAUACGCAAGAAUUCACUCAAUCAUUUGACACUGAAGCUGCACAGAAGAGAGGGACCUACACAGCACAAGAUCUCUCUCUGCAGGAGAGAGUCAGAGCCCAGUUACGGGCAGCCCUGUAUGACGUCCAUGAGAUCUUCUUUGAAAUACCUUUGAGGGGCCGAUUAGCGCUUCUGCAGCAGGACAGGGAGCUACGUGCAGAGAGGAAGCUUCGUGACCUGGAGAAAGCCAAGUGUCCCAAAGAAAGAGUGUCUCUCUCUGCUGCCACCCAGAGGUCCCUGGACAGGAAGAAGAAGACCAGUGAAUCCCCAGCACCGGUCAGGAAGGUGCAGCACAAGCCAAAAAGCCCCACCACCAACAGAGUUUUGAAGCCAAGUCAGGGCCAGACCUCCUCUUCUCUAGGCCAGCUGAACCGCCAGGGGAGCUGGUACAGAAAAACUCCAGAAGAGAGAGUGAGACGCUUGGACACCGUGAAGAAGCAGCACUCUUUGGGUUAACCAACACAUUAAUGCCUGAUCUGUGAACUUGAAUUUUUAAUCUUUUAUUACAAAUCUUGUACCAGUGAAACCAUUACUGUCAGCGCUGCAAAUUUUCACUCAAAUCUCUGUGUUCACCAUCACACUGUAGCCCACUGGUGAAAAGUAUCUUAUUGUGCAAUUUUUUUAUUAUUACCUUCUUUUUUUCAACAACUGAUUGUAUAACAAGAAUGUAAUGCGUGUUGAGUAAUUAAAUAUGUAGACUGGUGUUGUUUUGAGGAGAGGCAGCUACUCGCUGACUGAAAGUAAGUCAGAGCCAAAAGACAAGUUAGAAAUCUAUCUGUGCCUGAGAACUACGGCUUGUUGCCAGCAUGUUUAUUCUCUAUUUAUCUGCUGUGGUCAUAGAAAAUAAGUUUUAUGAUAAUGUACGUAUCUUAGAAUUAUAAUAUAUUGUGCCUUGCAAAUUUAUUCAUACCCUUUGACCUUCCCCAAAAUUCACCUUAAAACCACAGACUGCAAUGUAUUUAUUUGAUUUUUACAUGAUAGACUAAAACAAAUGUGUGCAUAAUUGUGAAAUGACAAAAAAAGAUGAGGUUUUUUUUUUAAAACCUUUUAAAAAUAAAUCCAUUCUCUGA
Messenger RNA from Girardinichthys multiradiatus, 3276 nucleotides. Its product is annotated as centriolar coiled-coil protein of 110 kDa-like. The transcript is spliced from 14 exons. Bases 218 to 2662 code for a protein of 814 amino acids. The record is from RefSeq and is a predicted model, not a curated record. Gene Ontology annotation, biological process: regulation of cytokinesis; centriole replication; centrosome duplication. Gene Ontology annotation, molecular function: protein binding. Lineage: Eukaryota; Metazoa; Chordata; Actinopteri; Cyprinodontiformes; Goodeidae. Gene Ontology annotation, cellular component: centriole.